Molecule: messenger RNA, 2152 nt
Organism: Paramecium sonneborni
Lineage: Eukaryota; Ciliophora; Oligohymenophorea; Peniculida; Parameciidae
Source: the annotation of a GenBank genome assembly
AUGAAUUAUAUUUUGAAAUUCUUCUAAAAAGAACAACCUAAACCAACUGAACCCUUGUUUUUUUAAAAAAUGAAUGAAAAAAUACAAGAAUUUUAAACUAUGUUAAAUAUUAUACCUGAUGGUGUCCCUCAAGCUUAAUAUGCUACAGAAAUUAUUUAACAAAUUAAUUCUUCUAUCAAAGAUUUAACCAAUUACAUUCAAUCAAAUUAAUUCUAUGUUACCAUUCAUUAUUAUUUUAUAGAUUAUUUUCUUAGGUACUACAUCUGCAGGCAAAAGUACAUUCAUUAAUUCACUUCUUGGUUAAUAAAUCUUACCUUCCAGAAAUUAAGAAUGCACUUAAACUAUGAUUUUCAUUUCAUAUAAUGAAAAAAUUGUUAUUAAUGGUAAUGUUUAUGGAUCUCUCGCAUAAGCUUAAUAAACACUCUUUGAAAUGUAGAAAAAUAACAAUUAAUAAAUAUAAGAAUUUGAAACUAUCAAUCUUUAAGUUCCCUCUCUAUUUCAUUAAUAACUACCUCCUGAUCUCAGAAACAAAAUUAUUUUUGUUGAUACGUAUACUUAAACAUUUAUUUAUUUAUUUCUAGACCAGGUAUCAAAAUCAGCGAAUAUAAAUCUUAUGAAACCCAUUUCUAAUUUAUCAAUGAUAAAUUAUUAAGUAAUACUCAUCGAAUUAAUCUAUGGAUUUGCAAUUACACCACUUUUGAUAAUGAUAAAGAAUUUUAAAACCAAAUAAUUAAAUUUUUUUCACCUUAACUUUAAUCAUCCAGAUAAGUUUAAAGAAAUAGUUAUUUAUAGAGUAUUAUCAUUGAAGACUAUUCAGUCUAAUAGCAAUAAUAAUUAUUGACCAGUUAUAACCCUAUUAUUGAUAGCAAUGCACCAUUAUUUAGUGCUUUCAAACCUCAACUUGCAGCAUUGUUCUUUAUCAUUAAUAAGUUUGAUGAAAAGAAAGGAUCUGAAGAUAAAAAUAUUGAUGUUAUUUUAAAAGAAAUAAGUGAUAAAAUUGGAAAUUAAAAUAAAAUAUUUAAGAUAUCUGCUUUGAGAGCUAUGAGAUAUAGAAUACUAAAUUAUGGAAAUAAACAAGCUAUUGAUAAAUUUAUUGAAUCCUAUUAUUAAGAUUAUAAAGAUGUCGAAUGUUUUUUGUCUUUGGAUGAUUGUAGAAAAUAUUGUGAUCAAAAAAUAAAGAACAACCCAAAUCUAUUAUAAAAUCAGGAUUAUGAAGAAUUCAAUAAAUAAUUAAUUUAAUCCAUUUAAAAAGAAAUAUGUGAAACAUUUUAUGGAGAUAUUUAUGUUUAAACAACAUACUCUUUAGUUUUUCUAGAUUUAAUUAUGAAUUGUUCAUAAAUUAUGUUGGACUAAUAAUAAUUUGAAAAUUUGUCAUAUCUGAUUAAUAAAUUUAUCAAUCUAUAAAUUACAAAUUAUAGUGAUUAUUUAUCUAAUUUAAAAGAAUGUGCUUUAAAGUCAAUUAAAAUGAAUUUAGACUAUUAUAGAAAAUCAUAAAUUGAAGAUCGUUAAAUGCUUAUAAUUUCAGCCUGUAAAUCAACUUUACCUAUAUUGAUUGAAUUCGAGACCAAAAUAUUAGAAUUGAAUGAUUAAAUUAAAGAUGUAAUCAUAAAAAAAUUGUAAUCAAUUUUUCCACAAUAAAAGAAAAAUGAUAUAUUUGAAAGCGUUUAAAUUAUUGGAUAAAAGGAUGUACCUAUAGUUGAAGGUUGUCUAUAAUUAUUUAAAAUUUUAAGUGAUAACAAAAUAUUAGAGAUAUCUAAAUCAAGUUUUGAAUAGUAUUCUGAAAGUAUUUAAAAAACAAUGGGAGUUAGAAUUAACCCAAUUUAAUAGCAAGUUGGGAUAAUUUCAACAGGACUUUCGAUUGUUACAUUCUUAGGAAAAAGAUUCGCAUUAUAAACUUUGGCCUAUUGUCCAAUCUUUGCAGCAAUAGGAUUGGGAUUAAUGUCAUUUGAUUUAAACUUUUUAUUUGGUAAAUCAUGGUACUCAGAAAACAUAGUUAUAUCUAGGUUGAAUGUAAAAAUAUAUUUAUGAUAAUAUUUAGCAAUGGGAAUCUUAAUUGAUUCAGUAAAUUGAAGAGUAGAAAAAUAAUUAUUGUAAAAUUAAUAAGCAAACAUUGUUAAAUAUAAAAAAUUUAUUAAGCUCCCUAAUAAGUUGA